CCGCUUUUACCCACACGUAGGGCUUGAGUGACGUGGUACGCAUGUCUUCUGCAGUGCGCGCACAGCCUGGCAAUGCAGAGCGCGUAGUGCAUUCGGGGAGGUCAUGUUGGAAGCUGGACAACAUAAUAGCGAAAUUUGUAUUAUCCUUAAAAAUAAACUGAAUUCAUCGUCAAGGACGCGGACUAUUGCGGACAAUCGAGGAGUGAUCAUUCUGUAUUUUGUUGACGGAGUCCAGAGAGCAUAGUUUGGAUGCCCAGAAAGCAGCUCCUCAAGGUUUCAUCAUGAAUAAAAACAAGCGAGGAGAAGAGAGGGAGCUCUACAGUUUAGAUGUCGGAGAUUCCACCUUCACUGUUCUGAAAUGCUACCAGAAUCUAAGGCCCAUCGGCUCAGGAGCACAAGGAAUCGUCUGUUCAGCGUAUGACCACAACCUUGAGAGAAAUGUGGCUAUUAAGAAGUUAAGUCGGCCUUUCCAGAACCAGACGCAUGCCAAGAGAGCGUACAGAGAACUGGUGUUAAUGAAAUGUGUCAAUCACAAAAAUAUCAUUGGCCUAAUAAACGUAUUCAGCCCACAAAAAUCAUUAGAAGAAUUUGCAGAUGUAUACAUUGUGAUGGAGCUGAUGGAUGCCAACUUGUGCCAGGUGAUUCAGAUGGAGCUGGAUCAUGAGAGGUUGUCCUACCUGCUCUACCAGAUGCUGUGUGGCAUCAAACACCUCCACGCUGCCGGCAUCAUACACAGGGAUCUAAAGCCCAGUAACAUUGUCGUGAAGUCAGACUGUACGUUGAAGAUCUUGGACUUUGGCUUGGCUCGGACGGCGGCAACAGGUCUGCUGAUGACCCCCUACGUAGUGACCAGAUACUACAGAGCACCAGAGGUCAUACUGGGGAUGGGCUACCAGGCCAACGUGGACAUAUGGUCUGUGGGAUGUAUUCUGGCAGAAAUGAUCCGCCACAAAAUCCUGUUCCCAGGAAGGGACUACAUUGACCAGUGGAACAAGGUGAUAGAGCAGCUUGGGACUCCGCCACAGGAGUUCCUGAUGAAGCUCAACCAAUCAGUGAGGACGUACGUAGAGAACAGGCCGCGUUACGCAGGAUACAGCUUUGACAAACUCUUCCCUGACGUCCUCUUCCCUGCAGACUCAGAGCACAACAAACUGAAAGCGAGCCAGGCCAGAGACCUGCUGUCUAAGAUGUUGGUGAUCGACUCGUCUAAGAGGAUCUCUGUGGACGAGGCCCUGAAACACCCCUAUAUCAACGUGUGGUACGACCCAGCAGAAGUGGAGGCCCCCCCUCCGAAGAUCACAGACAAGCAGCUGGAUGAGCGAGAGCAUACGGUGGAGGAGUGGAAAGACCUGAUCUGGAAGGAGGUGUAUGAGUGGGACGAUUGGACCAAGCAGAAUGGCGUGAUCAGAGGACAACCUCUUUUAGCACAGGUGCAGCAGUGAUUGACAGCUCCCCUCAGCACCCCUCGUCCUCCUCCUCAGGCAAUGACGUAUCCUCCAUGUCGACUGACCCCAGUGACCCUAGUGAACCCACCAUGACCUCUGACACGGACAGCAGCCUGGACAGCCACACCUCCCUGGGAGCACUGGCCUGCUGCAGAUAACAUGCACACACACACACACUUCUGUCACAGUAUAUAGUUUAAAACACUUAAAGGGGCAAUCUGCGAUGGCUACAUUUUUUUCUGCCUUUUUAUUGAAUGAUAUAUACCAAUUGAUUCUUGAAGAAUAUAAUUUAUAAAUGCUUUUACUCCAUUGUUUGUAAACAAACUCUGUAUAGUCUCAAAACAUGAUUACAUUGUGUUUCCUCCAUUGUUUGUAAACAAUGUAAUUGUAAACAAACACUGUGUAUAGCCUCAAAACAUGGUUAAAAUUAUACUUUUGAUACUGUAUCAUGGAUGGUCAGUCCUUGCAUCCAUAGCUUUGUUUACGAAUUUCAGAGCGAUUACAUUUCUCUAGCCCCAACCCUAAGUUGCUUACCAAAAACAGUGGUGGGGUGACUGCUUUAUUGUUGUUUAAACUACAGAUUGCCUCUUUAAGAGUCCGUAAUAAAAUAAAAAUGUUUUUAUUUAUUUUGUAAAUUCACAGCUUCUUUCAUUUGCUAUGUCCCCUAUAUCAGGCAUUGCCGAUUGUGUACAUGCUGUAAAUUACUAUAUUUAUUUAUUUUCUUGUUAGCUUCUGUCCCACCAAGCUGUGUAUGUCUAUGCUGUAAAUGAUAGUGGUUCAAAUCUCACAGUGGAUGGAACUUUUUCCCCUUUUCCCUAUUAGAAAGUGUUUUCUUACAAACACACACUUAUUUUCUAUUAUAAACUGGGUUGUUCGAGCCCUGAAUGCUGAUUGACUGACAGCUUUGUUAUAUGAGACCGUAUACCACGGGUAUGACAAAACAUUUAUUUUGCAUUAAAUUAAACCAUUAAAUCACCUGGCCCAAAUACCUUUGUCACUUAGCCAUCUUUGUUGCUUUGUUUCUUCAACCAGUGGCCCAUCCCACUUGGCUCUAACCCUUCAAUGUUUGCAGAUCUUUAGGUUUUGGAUAGGUAUGUACAGGUCUGCAAACAUCAAAGGGUUGGGGCCAAGGGGAAGGGACAAAGGCUGCUUAUGUUUUAUUGGCGGGGCCAGGAGUCUUUCCUCAGGUCACAGGACCAGGAAAAACUCCCAGCCCCAUUGAUUUGAUUUAAGUGCUCUUACAGUUCAGGGAUUUUUGAAAGUCGGGACAAUCCUUAACCGGCAGAUAAACUUUAUUUUUAAUGUUUAUUUUGUUGUAUUAUUUGAUCCUAAAAAUUACAUUUAGGGGAAUUUUAUGAGGUGAAAGAUUUGCUUUUGGAAUUUUCUAAAUAUUUUCAAUAUUACAAAUUUCCAUGUUGGCUCUAUGCCUGGAAAUGUCCUUUUCUGGAGCCAAGGGGGGCAAUUUCAAACUCUCCAAAAAAGUGUUUAAAAUUCUUAAAACGGCAAUAAUGAAUAUUAACUGAAAAGGGAUCUUAGGUAGUUUUUUGCAUUAGUCCUCUGACUUAAAGGAAUAUUUCUCUCAAAACUGUGAUUCCUAAAAGAAAUUGUCAGGAGAUUUGAUGAACUCUGUCAGAUUUGUCUACAAUCAUAAAUUAAUCAAGAAUGAUCCGGGUCAGCUACACCUCAUGAACCUUUUCUUAUUGUCCUCAUUACAUAUAGUGCAACAAAACAACUCAUGGUCUGCAAAGUGAUCUACUUUUGAUAGAUUUAAAGAAACAAUAUUGAAAUCAAAGUCCGUCACAUUUUUGUCUAACGUCAACACCGUCAGAGUGCUGAAAUAUAUGAUAUAAUGGUUAUAUUUUUAUUGGGAAUUUUCAAAUAAAUAAUUUUCUAUAUUUUACAAAUGUUUGUAUUGAAGUUUUAUUUUUAAAUGCAAAAA
This is a messenger RNA of Oncorhynchus mykiss (rainbow trout), 3384 nucleotides long. Its product is annotated as mitogen-activated protein kinase 8. The record is from RefSeq and is a predicted model, not a curated record. Gene Ontology annotation, biological process: protein phosphorylation. Gene Ontology annotation, molecular function: ATP binding; MAP kinase activity. Lineage: Eukaryota; Metazoa; Chordata; Actinopteri; Salmoniformes; Salmonidae.